AUGCAAUUAAAAAACAAUUUUUACCUUUCAGAAAAAAAAGACACCGAAAAAAUUGUUAAUAAAUAUUCACACUUUGAUAAUUCGAUAAUAAAAAAAAUCUACCCUUUUUCUAAAAAUAAAGAUGAGAAAGUUGUAGAUAAUUUUGAUUGUGCGUUCGAAAUUUUGAAUAACGUUUAUAAUAUAGAAUUACCGAUAUUAUAUAAAAUGUUUGAUAUAAAUAAUAUUUGUGUAUCUUUAAAGUUGAAAUUGCAAAUAAAAAAUAACAAUGAAGGAUCAAAUAAAAAUCAUUUUUUAUAUUUCGAUAUAAAUCCAGGAGGAAUCAUGUCCAAAAAUCAGGAGAAAAUUUAUUAUGAGUAUAAAUUUAAUGGGGAUAAAGAUGACGAGGCGUUGGAAAAGAUGUCAAGGGAACAAAAAAUGAAAUACUUUUCUUCUGUGUCGUGUAAGUUGGCAGGUAAAGUCAUAGAAUACAAAGAAUCAAAGUAUAGAUUGAUAAAAGUACUUCAGUCAGCUAUAUAUGGAAGUGUUUAUUUAUCAGAAGUUUUUGAAGGUAUUGGGAACGGUUUAGUAAGGAGAUAUAAAGCUAUAAAAAUAUUGUCUAAGCAUCUUAUAGAGAUGGCUAAGGAUAGAGUACAAGAAGAUCCAUUAUCUGAAUAUUAUUAUAGAGAUAGUAUGAGUGGUCAUAGUAAUAUAUUAAGUUGUGAUAACAUUUUUGAUGACAAUUUAUAUAUAUAUAUGGUGAUGCCUUUUGCUAUACAUGGAGAUUUAUUUGAGGUUAUGAAAAUUCGGAAUAAGUGUUUUUCUGAAGAAGAAGCAAGAUAUUUAUUUCAUCAGAUAUUAUUAGCUAUUAAAUAUUUACAUUUAAAAAAAAUGGCAUUACGAGAUAUAUCUUUAGAAAAUAUUCUUUUAUUUGAAAAUGAAGAAAAUGGAUUAAUAUAUCCCGUUUUAAAUGAUCCAGGACAAGCAAUAUAUUUUAAUGUAAAUAAAAAAAAUCAUGUAAUAUUAGAAAAUUAUAAAAAAAUGUUUGGUAAAAUAUUUAGACCUCCUGAAAUUUAUAUGAAAUCUAAAUAUGACCCUACAAAGAUAGAUAUAUUUUGUGCUGGUUAUAUUCUUUAUUUCUGUUUAACAAAAUGUGAACUUUUUAAAUCUUCAUCAGAAAAAGAUAAUUAUUGGAAAAUGUUUAAAUAUAAAAAUUAUAAACAAUUAUUAAAAGAAAAAAAAGGAUUAAAUUUAUCAAAACAAGUUAUUGAUUUAAUUUUUAAUUGCUUACAUCCAGAUUUUCAUAUGAGAUAUAAUAUAAAUGAAGCUCUGAAUCAUGAUUGGUUCAAAGGAAGUAUAUUCCCUCUACACAAUUUUAAUUUAUAUAUAAACAAAGAUGAUAAUAAUAAGAAGAACAACAACAAAAACAAUAAGAAAAAUAAUACAUGUAAUAAUAAAAGUGAAAAAAAUAAUACAUGUAAUAAUAAAAGUAAUAGGAAUAAUAUCUAUGACAAUAAUGAUGAGGAAAGGAGCAAAAAUUUAUCUUCUUUAAAACUUUCUCUUCAAAUAGAAAAAUAUGCCAAAAAAAAUAAUAUCCCUAUAUAUCCUGAUUCGAUUCUAGAGUUUUAUAUUUAUGAGCAUAUAUUUUUCUCUUCCAUAGAUAACUUAAUAAAUGAAAAAAAGCAUGGGUCACCAAACAAAUUAUUUCCUUCACAUAAUAAGAUAAAUAUGGUAUAUAAAGAAAAUCGGGGGGAUGAUAAUAAAAAAAAAAAUACUUUAUUAUAUAAAAAUAUGCACGUGCCAGUUCAUUUAACACAUAAUAAUAAUAAUAAUAAUAACACCAGUUGUGUUGUUUCCAAUUUUAAAGAGAAAAAAAAAAUUUGCAAUAAUCAUAAAAAUUACAAUAAUUUGGAGAGCACCACAAAUAAGAAUGCUGUUAUGAUUGAAAAGAAAAAACAUAUUAAUGCUCAUGAUAAUAUAAUAUCUAUAAAACCAUAUGAUGAAAAUCUUAUAAAAAGGCAAACUAUAUAUAUGAAUAAAGGAUGUAAUGUUCCAGGUAGUGCAUACACAAAUGUAUGUGAAAGAAAUAUCGAACGUGUUAAUAUGAAUAAUUAUUGUGGCAAAAGAUUCGUAGAUGAGAUAGAUAUUUACAAUAAUAUAUAUCAUAAUGAUAAAAAAAAUAUGAUUGAUGAUAAUAAAAAGGGAGAAUGUGAUAAAAAAAAUAAGACUGAUGAUAAAAAAAAUAAGACUGAUGAUAAAAAAAAUAUGAUUGAUGAUAAAAAAAAUAAGACUCAUGAUAAAAAAAAUAAGACUCAUGAUAAAAAAAACAAAAUUGAUGAUAAAUUAAAUUAUAAUAUGUGCAAUGGAUUUGUAAAAUCUAAUGGUGAUCUUAACGAGACGUUCAAAACUAAUAUUCUGAACAGUUAUCAAAAAAGUAUAUACAAAUUGAUAGAAUUAAAAACAAAGGAAAAGAAAAUAACACAUUUGGAUAUAAUAUCUGAUGAGAAUAAAAAGGAUACUUCUCUGAGUGUUUUAUCAACUAAAGAAAUGUCAAGUAUGAAAAAGGAGGGUUCGUCAUUUUUAAAUAAUAAAAGGGAGGUGGACUUGGAAGGUCAUGAUCAUAUGCUAGAUAUUUUUAGAGAAGAUAAAAUGAGAGGAAUUAAAAAUGGGGUGGAUAAACAUGACAUUAACAAUAAAAUAAAUAAUAAUAAUAAUAAUAAUAAUAAUAGUAAUAAUAAUAAUUAUUAUUAUUAUAGUAGUAGUUGUUGCUAUGGUAGGGGGGAAGACCAAAUGAAACCAAUUAUAAAGAACAAUAUUUUGAUAAACAAUAUGAGUGGCAUAGAUAACUAUAUACAUACUAAUAGACAUGAUCUAAUUAUAAAAGAAGAUAAUAAUAAAUUACAACAGAAUAAGAUAUCUUCAAACGAUGACACAUUAAAUGAAUAUUCGUCAUUUGUAGGUAGUUUAAAUAUGAACACGAAGAUAUUGAAAAACAAAUUAUUAGAGAUGAAAAAAAAAAAUUAUUUAAAUAUGAACGGGCAUGAUAAAAUGUUGAAGGAUGCAAGUGAAAGGACAAAUAAAAUUGUCAACAAAGAGAAUCAUCUUGUUGUCAAUAAGGAGAAUCAUCUUGUUGUCAAUAAGGAGAAUCAUCUUGUUGUCAAUAAGGAGAAUCAUCUUGUUUGUAAUAAGAAUAAUAAUGUUGUUUCUAAUAAGAUAGAAAAAUAUGUAGAUGCUUUCUCGUCACAUAUAGCAACAGACAGUAAGAGAAAAAGAAAGUGCGAAUUAUUAUCAUUCCAAGACAGUUCUAUGGAUAUAUCAAAUUUAGAUACUUCACAGUUUGAAAUAGAUCUUUCUCAUAGCGAGAUACAAAACGAAAUGUGUAAAGAAAAUAGUUUUUUUAAAUAUCAGCUAGAAAAUAAACUAGUAUUAGCAUUAGAAAAAGAAAUAAAAGAUGAAGAAAAAAAUUUGCAAAAUGAACUAGAUGAAAGUAAUUCGUAUAUGUUUAUAGAUAGUGUUGACAAAGGAUUAUUAAAUAAAAAACAAAGUAGAGAUAUUAAAAAUAUUAAAGAUAUUAAAGAUAUUAAAGAUAUUAAAGAUAUUAAAGAUAUUAAAAGUAAACACUGCAUGGAUGCAAAUAAAGAUACUUAUAUAUUAAGAUAUAAAAAUGACAAAUGUCUAAGAAGGAAAAAAGGGAUAUCACAAAAUAAAUUACUUAUAAAAAAGAAAAGGACAAAAAUUAAAAGUAAUGAGAAAAAAAGAAGAAUUAAUUGUUUUUUAAAAUUAUAUAAAAGAAAUAAUAUAAAAAGAAUAUUCAUAGAGAUAGCGCUUGGAGAUUAUGUAGAUGUGAAAUUGUGUAAUUUGAAUGAUAAGACUGUUAUAUUAAAAAAUGAAAUAAAAGAUAUGACAAGAGGGGAAGUAUAUUUGGAUUUUUUAAAUAAAGAUGAUAAUAUGAAUAAUAUGAAUAAUAUUAAUAAUAUGAAUAAUAUGAAUAAUAUUAAUAAUAUCCAUAGUAUCAAUAAUGAACAGGUGGUGAUAAAAAAAAAAAGAGAAUCGAAUAAUGUAACCCCCCAUAGUAAACAUAAUAAUAAAAAGAAUUAUUGUAAUAAUAUUUUUGGAGCUCAUUCAUUACAAAAUAGACAUACGAUUACACCAGAAGUAUCAUCUAAAUUUUUAUUUACGAGCAUGAAAAAUUAUUUUCAUAAGUCUAAUAAUUCAAUGGGUAUAAACAAAACAAGUGGUUCUAAUAUUUUUAGACAUACCAUGUGUGUGGUAAGUGAUAUAAAAGAUAAAGAUAAAAAUAAAAAUAUAAAUAUAAAAGAUACAAAUAAAAAUAUAAAAGAUACACAUAAAAAUAUAAAAGAUACAUAUAAUAUUAAUUAUAAAGAACAAACUUCCAAACCUUUAACUAAUAAAUUGUUCAUAUCAAAAAAAGAAGGUGAUAGUCAUAUUGCAUCAUCCAAAAAAAGGAAUGAUGAUAAUAUAAAGGUGAUAAAAAAAAUUAAUGCAUCAACUCAAAAAGUAAGUGAAAAAAGAAAUAAUAAUAAUAUAAAUAUAAAUAUACAAGGAGUUAAAAACAAAAGUAAAUAUAUUCUAUCAAAAACGGAUUCGAUGAAAAUAAAGGGGAUUCAUAAAAAUAAAAAUAAAAUUAACGAUAAAAUAUUCAAAAAGGAGAUAAAGAAAAAUAUUAUUUGUAAACAAAAAAAAGGGAAGAAUAAAGGGCACAUAAAAACACAUAAAGAUAAUAUUAACAUAUAUAAAGGAGAAGCAGAUCAUAUUGAACAUCCGAGUUGCCAUUUGAAAGAUAUCAAAAAAAAUAAAACUAAAACUAAAACUAAAACUAAUGGUAAUAGUAAAAGUAAUAGUAAAAGUAAUAGUAAUAUUUUGGAAGAAUAUAUAGAGGAUGAUACAAAUAAUUAUGAUAUUAUUCAAGAAUCUGGAAGUGAUCUAUAUGUAAGUUGUGAUGAGGGUUGUUAUAAAAAUGGAGAUAUAUAUAACAUGGAAAUUAUAAAUAAUGUGAAUAAUAUACAAAAAAUAGAUAAAAAUUAUAAUGGUAUGGAUUAUAAAGAUAAUUCAAUGAAGAAUGAUAAAAAUCAGAUGAAAGAUGAAAUUAAACUAUUACUUUGCUCGUCCUCAGAAAAAAAAAAAAAACAAAAAAAAAAAAAAAAUUCAUAUAUACCAUUAACAAUAACAAGUAGGAAGACAAUAGCUUACCCAAUUAGUGAGAAGAAAAAUAAUGUUAAAAAUAAAUUGCCUAUUUCAAAAAGAAAUACAUAUGUAACAUAUUCUAAUGUGGAUGAUAUAGAGAAUAAUAAAAAAAAAGGAGAGGAUAAAAAAAAAAUCAGGAGUGAUAAUCAUGUAGGGCUAGAAAAGUUUCUAAAUGAAAUGUCUGAAAUGUUUGAAAAAAAAAAAAAAAAAAUUAAAAAGAAUAAUAUAAAUGAAAAUAUAAACAAAAUAAAUAAUAUAAAUAAUAUAAACAAAAUAAACAAAAUUAACAAAAUAAAUAAUAUAAACAAAAUAAAUAGUAUAAAUAGUAUAAAUAAUGUAAAGACAUAUCAAGAGGAAAAAAAAAAAAUAAAGAACAAUGUUACUGUUUUAAGGAACAAAUUAAAUGACAAAUGUAAAAAAGAAAAAGUCGGAUUAAAAAAAAAAAAAAUAGAAAGGAAAAACACCACACUUUCUAUAAAAAAACAUGAUGAUAGUAUAAAGAAAAGGAAUGAAAAAGGAAAUAAAAUAAUAAAGAAUAAUAAAUGUGUAUGCUUAAAAAACAAGGGGACUCAAAUAGAAAAUAAAAAAAAUGGUAUCAUUAUAGGAGGAAAAAAAACAAAUCAAUUAUUAAGGAUGAAAAAGGGAAAGCAUCAAAAUAAAGUGGAAAAUAAUAUAAAUAAUGUAAAAGAUGUAAAAAAUGUAAAAAAUGUAAAAAAUAUAUAUAAUUUAAAUAAUUUACAUAAUACAAAUAAUUUACAUAAUACAAAUAAUAUAUCAAACGAAUUCGAAAAAAAGAAAAUAAACAUACAUUAUUUUAAAAAAGGUAUAAAGGAUAAGAUAGAAAAUAUGGGGAAUAUAAAAGUGUCGAGAGAUAUAGAAAAAAAGAGAAAGAACAAUCUUAUAAAUAAUAAAGAGGAAGGGUUGUUGCAUGAAUGUUUAAUAAAUGUUGAGAAAAUCAAAGGUGAACAUAUAUAUGAGUGGUAUAAAAAGUUUAUAAACAAUUCGGAUGAAAAAGAAAAGUUGAAUAUAGAUGAUUCAAAAAAUUACAAUAACAAUAUGUGUGAUCAUAUAAAAAAUAAAAUCGAUGUUGUAAAUAUAAUUCCUACAAGUGAUACUAGACAAGAUAAUAAUAAAAUAAAUAAAAUGAUGAAAAAUAUAUCAAUGCAAUAUUUGACACAACCUUGUGCAGAUUUAUCUACAUCUUUGAAAGGAAAUAUAAAUGAAAAGAAAAAUAUAAUAAAUGAUAAACAUGAAGGGAUAUAUACAAAGCAUGACAAUCUUAAUCAACAAAUUGAACGGCAUGUUAAACGACAUGUUAAACGACAUGUUGACAAAUCUAUAUGUCAUCAGGAUGAGAAUAAAAGAAAGAUAAUUCAAUUUAAAGGUGUAGAGAAUAAAACUCCUCAUACCUUUUUACCAUUUAAAAAUGAUAAGAAUAAAACAUAUUUAGAAAUACUAAAAGAUGUUAAUUAUAUAAAUAAUAAGACAGAAAUACAACAUAAUAUUACAAACAAGAGACAUAUUGAGAAUAGGUUUUCUGUUGAUGUACCUCAUAAUAUAAAUUAUAAAAAUAUAGAUCAUUAUAAUGGAGAAAAUAGAAUAUUAUCAUCACAAAAACAAAAUAAUAAUAAUAAUAAUAAUAUUAAUUAUUAUAAAAAUAAUUCUACCUCAUAUUUAAUAAAUCAGGUUGAUUCUUUAAAUCCUUUUAAAGGGGUUGUCAAAAAAAAUGAUGAUAAAGAAAAGAAAAAAAUCGAAUCAAUUUGUGAAUCUGAGGGGAAUAAAAAGUCUCAAUGCUUAAUAAAUAAUAAAACAUUAUAUGUUACAUACCCAGAAAAAAACAGUUCGUCAUGUUAUGAAAAUACUUAUGAUUAUAUCAAUCAUAUAAAAUAUGAGUGUGGAAAUAAAAAUAAUGAUAUUAAAAGGAACACUAAUUGUCAAUAUAUGACGAACGAACAGAAUAAUAAUAACAAGUGUGUUGAGAAGAAUAAAAUGGAUAUAUAUACAAAUGAAGAAAUGAAAACACAUAUGAAGUCUUUUUAUUUUAAUACUAAUUAUUUAAAUGCUACACGUGCUACAUAUUUAGCUCAUCAACAUUAUUAUAAUAACAUGACAAGUAAUAAUAAAACGCAAUGUUAUGAAAAGAAAGAUAUAAAGAGAUAG
This is a messenger RNA of Plasmodium gaboni, 7341 nucleotides long. RefSeq names its product putative protein kinase. The record is from RefSeq and is a predicted model, not a curated record. The transcript is spliced from 2 exons. Gene Ontology annotation, cellular component: centrosome; nucleus; spindle pole. Gene Ontology annotation, biological process: mitotic cell cycle; regulation of cytokinesis; protein phosphorylation. Lineage: Eukaryota; Apicomplexa; Aconoidasida; Haemosporida; Plasmodiidae. Gene Ontology annotation, molecular function: ATP binding; protein kinase activity. Bases 1 to 7341 code for a protein of 2446 amino acids.